GUGACUCGGUUCCUAAUGAGCUGUGGAGAGUGUCAGAAGAGGAUGCACAUCAACCCCAGCACGGCAGAGUUCAAAGAAAAUGACAGACCAACCUCACUGGUCCCGGACCUCAUUGAUUACAACAUGCCUCUUACUGCCACCUACCUGAAACAAAUGAAACUGCAGUGCAUGACUGCCACUGAGAGGGAUGACAGUUCGGUGAGCAGCGAGGACAUGAACAGUGCUGAGCCUACAUGGAUCGCAGCUGAGCAGCCCCCAGUGCCUGAGCCCAGUCCACCUAACGGAGAGAGAGUCAGCAACCAAACAGCCACCGUUAAAGAAGAGGACGAUGACGACUCCUCAGAGAGCGGGCUGCCGGCCCUGACCUCCCCGGAGGUGCUGGCUGUGGGCGGGAACCCCCCAGAUGGUGGGGCCCCUUACGGGGAGAUGGCAGAGAAUGGGUUGAGCGCUCCACUGGACUUCAGUACCACCUCACCCUCAUCCUCUUCAGAGGAUCAGCAGCCGGUCAAUCUGAGCGACAGACUGCUGCCUGCAGGGAGCUCGCCACCAAACUCUUACCCCGCAGACCCCAACAGAAAGUACCCCAUCAAAACCGAGUAUGCCAACAAGUCCCCUCCUUACAGCUCAGGAAGCUAUGACUCUGUGAAAACUGAACUGAGCAUGAGUGCAGAGGAUCUGACCUCUGGUCGGGCACAGAUAAUUGACGACGACGACGAUGAUCACGAUGACCACGAUGACAGUGACAAGAUCAAUGACGCCGAGGGUAUGGAUCCUGAGAGACUCAAAGCCUUCAAUAUGUUUGUGCGUCUGUUCGUGGAUGAGAAUUUGGACCGCAUGGUGCCCAUCUCCAAACAACCCAAGGAGAAGAUCCAGGCCAUUAUUGAGUCCUGUAGCCGCCAGUUCCCAGAGUUCCAGGAGCGCUCCCGCAAGCGCAUCCGUACCUACCUCAAAUCCUGUCGCCGCAUGAAAAAAGGCGGUUUUGAGAUACGACCAACACCUCCUCACCUCACCUCUGCCAUGGCUGAGAACAUCCUCGCUGCUGCCUGUGACAGUGAAACUCGAAAUGCUGCCAAGAGGAUGCGACUCGAUGUGUACACGGUAAAUGAUGAGCCCGCUUCCGUUGACAAGCCCAACUCGAGGGACCCGGCCUCUGUGACCCCGUCAGGGUUCUCCAUCUCCAGCGCAGCUUUUGCCCAAGACCAGCUCUACACCAAUGGAGGCCUCAACUACAACCUGCGGGGAUAUGGUACAGUCGGCAGCAACCAGCAGAACUCUGGUGCUGCACAAACCAACGGUCCCACAGAUUUGAGUAUGAAGGCAGUCGGCCCAAACUCCUCCACCUCCAGCUCCAACAGCCACGGUCAGGGAGGCGGCGGUGGCGGAGCCUCGGCUCAGCUCAGCCCUCCGGAAGUCACAGCAGUGAGGCAGCUUAUCGCAGGAUACCGGGAGUCUGCCGCCUUCCUGCUCCGCUCAGCAGACGAGCUGGAAAACCUGAUCCUGCAGCAGAACUGA
Morone saxatilis (striped sea-bass) is the source of this 1512-nucleotide messenger RNA. It is a transcript of the gene nol4la, whose product is annotated as nucleolar protein 4-like a. NCBI's taxonomy places the organism in Eukaryota, Metazoa, Chordata, Actinopteri, Moronidae. The record is from RefSeq and is a predicted model, not a curated record. The transcript has 9 exons. Bases 16 to 1512 code for a protein of 498 amino acids.